GAGAAGGCGAGGGGAAGAGUCCGGCAGAAGGUCCUGUUUACGGCAGCUGCGGAGUCCCCGCGGCCCGGGGAGAGGCGUUGCCGUGGCGACGGGCCGGGCGCCCGCCAGCUGCGGAUGAGCUCACUGCGGCGGCGGGGCGCGGGCGGGGCGGGGCGGCGGCGCGGAGCCGCGGGGCGGGCGCGAGGGGGACGCGGCUGCGGGCCGAGCCCGCCUUCUCUCGCCCACGGCCGCGGCGGGGCGGCGGCGACGCGAGCGCAGGGAGCUCAGCUCUCCCUCCCGGAGGAGGCCCGGCGGACCCCCGGGCGGAGGGCUGCGGGCCAUGGCGCCCCGGGCCCCCGCCGCCUGCAGCCCCCGGCCCCCCGGGCGCCGGGAGCUGCGCCUCGGAGCCAGCGGAGCCGCGGCCCGCCUGGAGGGUCCAGGGGGAAGGUCCAAAGGCUGGGGAAGAUCCUCAAAGGCAGCCGUGUAGGUCCUCCAAUCCUUUCCUAAAGACGGAUCAGGACUCACCCCUUCAAAGAAGCCCGUUGGAAAACCUCAAUAACCUGAAGCUAAAGUUAAGAGUAGACUGUUUUCAGCAGAACAUGUUCAACUCAAAUAUGAUCAUCAGUGACCCAGCUUCAGGUCUCAAUGCUAAAGAAGCCAGCAAGCCUGGCAGGAGGCAGCUCAGCGGUGUUCAGAACCUCUGUCCUGCCCGAGGCAGAGCCGGGCACAAGUCCCUCAGCAUAAAGGACAAGAUAUCAGAAUGGGAAGGGAAAAGGGAGUCGCCCACUCCUGCACCUGGCAGGAAAGCAAAUGGGCAAGAGGAUUACCUGGCAUCCUGCAUAACGGACAGGAGAUGUGAUGAUGGUGUGAUGACUCAGGUCACAGCAGCUGAGAACGGAACGAGGCUGGAAAGAGAGAGCAAAGAGAAUGAGAGGAAUAAGGAGAGAGUGGAAGUCGUGAGACAGAAUGCAGAGCGGAGGCUAGACCAGCCAGCCAGGGAGUUGUCUCCGAGCAUGGGCAAAGGCCUAGAGCUGAAGCUUAGCAAACAGCGCUUUCAGAAUGAUAGCCUGUCUGUGCUGGUGCAGGUCAAGAAACUUGAGCAGGCUCUGAAGGAUGGCGUGGCAGGGCUGGAUCUCCAGUUACCAGGGACUUGUUAUUCCCCACAUUGUGUGCCGGACAAGGAAGGGCCCAGCCUAACAGGGAACCGUGGAUGUGGGAGUGGCUCAGAAUUCAGGUCCUACCAGUUGGACCUGGAAGCCAGGCAGCCCACCCCUGAGGUUGCAGAGGAAUGGAGAGGUACCUACGGGAAAUCCUGUGAUCAGAGUCGAGAGAGUGUAUACAGAGGCUCCUCCUCCAAACACUUCAUCAACCCCCUGCCCAAACCCCGGAGAACGUUCAUGCAUGAUGGAGAAGGGGACAAGGAUGGGACCCCAGGCAUCAGCUUCAGGAAAGAUCGCCGGAACCUGCCCCCUCUGCCUACUCUUCCUCCCCCACCCCUGCCCUCCUCGCCACCACCUUCCUCUGUGAAUAGAAGACUGUGGAAUGGGAGACCAAAGCCCAGUGCUGACCACAGAAAGUCCUAUGAGUUUGAAGAUUUACUGCAGUCUUCCUCUGAGAACAACAGGGUCGACUGGUAUGCACAGACUAAGCUGGGGCUCACAUGCACUUUAUCAGAGGAGAACGUCUAUGAAGACAUUCUAGACCUGCCAACGAAGGAAAACCCUUAUGAGGACAUUGACUUACAUGGUCGCUGCCUGGGAAAAAAAUGUGUCUUGAAUUUUCCUGGUUCUUCCGCCUCUUCAAUCUCUGACACAUCCACCAAGCAGUUAUUGUCCAAACCUGCUUUUUUCCGGCAAAAUUCAGACAGGAGGAACUUCAAACUGCUGGACACUAGGAAGCUGAGUCGGGAUGGAAUGGUGUCCCCUUCCAGAAUCAGCCCCCCUUCCACCCCCAGCAGCCCUGACGACACUUUCUUUAACCUUGGGGACCUGCCAAAUGGCAGGAAGAAGAAAAAGAUACCCAAGCUGGUGUUGCGAAUCAAUGCCAUUUAUGAGGCCCGAAGAGGAAAGAAACGAGUGAAGAGGCUGUCCCAGUCCACAGAGAGCAACUCAGGAAAAGUGACAGAUGAGAACAGUGAGUCUGACAGUGACACCGAGGAGAAGCUGAAAGCUCAUAGCCGACGCCUGGUCAAUGUGAAGUCCCGCCUGAAGCAGGCUCCAAGAUACUCAUCACUUGACCGAGAGCUUAUCGAGUACCAGGAGAGGCAGCUCUUCGAGUACUUUGUGGUCGUGUCAUUGCACAAGAAGCAGGCAGGGGCCGCCUACGUGCCAGAGCUCACCCAGCAGUUCCCCCUGAAGCUGGAAAGGUCUUUCAAGUUCAUGAGAGAGGCUGAGGACCAGCUGAAGGCCAUCCCCCAGUUCUGUUUCCCCGAUGCCAAGGAUUGGACUCCUGUCCAGCAGUUUACUAGUGAAACCUUCUCAUUUGUCUUAACUGGAGAAGACGGAGGCAGAAGGUUCGGUUACUGCCGAAGACUGCUGCCUGGUGGCAAAGGGAAGCGUCUCCCUGAAGUUUACUGCAUCGUGAGCCGCCUGGGAUGCUUCAGCCUUUUUUCAAAGAUCUUGGAUGAGGUGGAAAAACGCCGAGGCAUCUCUCCUGCCCUGGUCCAGCCCCUCAUGAGGAGUGUCAUGGAAGCCCCUUUCCCAGCCUUGGGCAAAACCAUCAUUGUCAAGAACUUCCUGCCAGGAACAGGAACUGAGGUGAUUGAACUGUGCCGCCCGCUGGACUCCCGGCUCGAACAUGUGGACUUUGAGUCCCUCUUCUCUUCUCUCAGCGUCCGCCACCUGCUCUGUGUUUUUGCCUCCCUGCUUCUGGAAAGGAGGGUCAUCUUCAUCGCAGACAAACUCAGCACGCUGUCCAAGUGCUGCCACGCGAUGGUGGCCAUCACCUACCCCUUCACCUGGCAGCACACCUACAUCCCCGUGCUGCCACCCGCCAUGGUCGACAUCGUGUGCUCGCCAACCCCCUUCCUCAUCGGGCUGCUCACCAGCUCACUGCCGCUGCUCAGGGAGCUUCCCCUGGAAGAGGUUCUUGUAGUCGACCUCGUCAACAACCGGUUCCUCAGACAGAUGGACGACGAGGAUUCCAUCCUGCCCCGGAAGCUUCAGGUGGCCCUGGAACACAUUCUGGAGCAGAGAAAUGACCUGGCCAGUGACCAGGAUGAAGGGCCCCCUGACUGCAAGCAUGGCCCUGAGUCCAGCCCCUUGAACCAGGUGGUGUCUGAAGCCUUUGUCCGCUUCUUCGUGGAGAUCGUGGGUCAUUACUCCUUGUUCCUGACGGUGGGCGACCGUGAGGAGAGGACCCUGCAGCGAGAGGCCUUCCGCAAAGCCGUCUCCUCCAAGAGCCUGCGCCGCUUCCUGGAGGUUUUCAUGGAGACCCAGAUGUUCCGGGGCUUCAUCCAGGAGCGAGAGCUGCGUCGACAGGAUGCCAAAGGUCUGUUUGAGGUCCGUGCCCAAGAGUACCUGGAGACACUCCCCAGUGGAGAGCACAGCGGUGUCAACAAGUUCCUGAAGGGACUAGGCAAUAAAAUGAAGUUUCUCCACAAGAAAUAACCCUCCGCCCGGACUCGAAGGAAAGUUCUCCCAGAGCAGCCGCGUGUUUAAAGACAGUCCUGUGGCCUUUCUGAAUCGGCCCGGGCAUCCCAGCUCUGGGUCAAGGCCAGGGGGGAUUCUGGCCGCUCCUGAGACCAGGCCUGUCGCCGACAUGCAGAUGGAUUGUUUUGGUUGCUGGUUUUUGGAUUUUUAAUUUUUUUUUAAAUCUUAGUUAUUAAAAAAAAAGAAAAAUG
Messenger RNA from Pipistrellus kuhlii (Kuhl's pipistrelle), 3820 nucleotides. RefSeq names its product DENN domain containing 2A (gene DENND2A). The coding region runs from base 579 to 3587 and encodes 1002 amino acids. The transcript has 19 exons. Gene Ontology annotation, biological process: retrograde transport, endosome to Golgi. Gene Ontology annotation, cellular component: actin cytoskeleton. NCBI's taxonomy places the organism in Eukaryota, Metazoa, Chordata, Mammalia, Chiroptera, Vespertilionidae. The record is from RefSeq and is a predicted model, not a curated record.